UCGCCCGUGCGUGGUGCAGCAGGGCUGGGUGGGGCCUGCACAGCGCCGGCCUACGACCCUCCCAGCUCGGUCUCGGUCAGUCCCCUCCCACCGUGGAGCUCCGUGCCGAGGAGCAGACCUCCGCGCGGCCAGACAGCGUGCCCUUCCCCGGUAGUCAUCGAGGAGCGACCGCGCCUAUGCGUGUGAGUGUAGAGACUGACGGGAAGCUGGACGGCAACAAGCAACAGAAACAAGGUUUCCCCGAAUGUCGCGGCAUUUACAGUGCCAUGGACAGCAACAGUAACUACACACCCUGCAGAGCUAACACAGGAGCCUCUCCUGAGCUGCAGAGCAGAUAAUGACUCAGAGAAAUGGGAUCAGAGGGACGAGUGAAGGCUGCCGCCACUCUGAGGCCUCCGGGGACCUGGAGAAAGUUCAGGAGGCCAACGACGGUAUGGAGAAAGUUCAAGAGGCCAACGACUGUGAAUCUGAGGAGGCGGGACAGGGAAAUGAAUGCAGAGACGCCGCCGCCGGGCCUGCAGCGGGAGCAGUCGCAGCUCCGGAUGGCGGUUGGGGCUGGAUGGUGCUGGCCGCCACCAUCAUAGUCCUGGCUUUGACCCUGGCGUUCCCGUCCUGUGUGGGAAUCUUCUACACCGACCUGCAGAAUGAGUUCCACGCCUCCAACAGCGAGACCUCCUGGGUGCCGUCCAUCAUGACGUCAGUGCUUCACGCGGGAGGUCCCUUUUGUAGCGUGCUGGUGGAGAAACUUGGUUGCCGAGCGACGGUCAUGUUGGGCGGCGUCCUGAGUGGGCUGGGAAUGGCCGCCAGCUCAUUUACCCAGUCCAUCACACAGCUCUACAUCACAGCCGGGGUUAUCACAGGCCUCGGUUUCUGCUUCAGCUUCCAGCCGGCGGUGACGAUCCUCGGGCACUACUUUGUGCGUCGCCGUGCGUUCGCCAACGCGAUGUCGUCCACGGGCACAGCGCUGGGCCUGUGCUUUCUGCCUUUCCUGGGUGACUACCUCCACACAGAGCUGGGCUGGAGGGGCAGUUUCCUGGUUUUGGGGGCCGUCCUGCUGAACUGCUGCGUGUGCGGAGCAGUGAUGAGGCCCCUGCAGCCCCCCAAGCAUCGCGGCCAGCCGCUCAUGAACCACGGACCCCCUCCGCCUGAGGAGGAAACUGUGAGGACGGAGAAAGGGGGGAUGAGAAGGAUAUGGAGCUCCUUGGGGGCUUCUCUGUGCAAACACAUGGCAUUUGAUCAGCUGUGCUACAACGCACGUUACUGUGUGUACUCCAUAGGCAUCACCUGGAUGAUGCUUGGGUUCGUGGUGCCUUUAAUCUACCUGGUUCCCUACGCCACAGCUAACGACAUGGAGCAGAGCCGGGCCGCGCUGCUGCUCUCCAUCCUGGGUAUGGUCAACAUCGUGGUGCGGCCGCCCUUCGGCAUCCUCUUAAGCAUGUCGUGGUUCAAAGGGCGUCACAUUUACGUGUUUUCUGCUGCUUUGCUGGUCAACGGGCUCAGUAACAGCAUCUGCUGCAUCGGGCCCAGCUUCCCCGUGCUGCUGGUCUAUGUGGUGGUCUACGGGCUGUCCAUGAGCGUGGUGGGCUCCCUGAUGUUCACUGUCCUCAUGGAGAUAGUGGAGAUGAGCCGCUUCCCCUCGGCUCUAGGUCUGCUCGCUAUCAUGGAGAGCGUCACGCUGCUCAUCGGGCCUCCGCUGGCAGGAGUCCUGAUCGACAAGACAGGCCAGUACUACCACGUCUUCUUUGCCUGCAGUGCCGUGGUUGCCUCCUCUGCUGUGUUCCUCAUGGUGUCCUUCUGCUGGCUGGAUAAAAGGGACAGCGCCUUGUCCCAGCAGGGUCAGCCCCCCGCUGCACCUGAACCAGCUGUUGCCUUGGCGCCGGGCUGUCAGUACAUCAGCGUCCCCACAGAGGGAGACAAAGACAAGGCCUCGUCCAACGGGGCAGAGUACAGCAUAUGACCGCCCUGUGGACCAGAUCUCACCAUGGGACACUUCUAACUCAGACCGCUUUUAGGGAUUAUUUUCCCAUGUUUGUAUCGGCUUGUUCGGUGCGCCAGAUGUUGCAACGUUUCUGCUAUCUGGUGCGCCAUGAAAGCCCAAA
This is a messenger RNA of Etheostoma cragini (Arkansas darter), 2099 nucleotides long. RefSeq names its product solute carrier family 16 member 5a (gene slc16a5a). Gene Ontology annotation, molecular function: monocarboxylic acid transmembrane transporter activity. The transcript has 5 exons. The record is from RefSeq and is a predicted model, not a curated record. Bases 338 to 1957 code for a protein of 539 amino acids. Lineage: Eukaryota; Metazoa; Chordata; Actinopteri; Perciformes; Percidae. Gene Ontology annotation, biological process: monocarboxylic acid transport; transmembrane transport.